AUGAGUUACCAAGAUGAGUUACCAUAUUACACAGCAAAAAGCAGUCCGGCCAUGGGCAUGUUCAGCACUGCCAUGGGCAAGCUGCAGCAACAGCUGUACAAGGGCGAGUACAACAUUUUCAAGUACGCCCCCAUGUUCGAGAGCGAUUUCAUACAGAUCAGCAAACGGGGCGAAGUGAUCGAUGUGCACAAUCGGGCGCGGAUGGUGACUGUGGGCAUCGUGCGCACCAGCCCCCACCUCACCGUCCCUGAUGUCAUGUUGCUGGCCCGACCUGCUGCCCUCUGCGACGACACUCACAGAUUCGGUCCUGGCACCCAGGAUGGUAGCAAGUCCGUCCAGCUCUUAGAGCUGACCCGGCUGUUCCCCUUGAAACUGGUCAAGAUCUCCAUCCAUAAUGGUUUGAAACAACAGCUCCGCCUGAAGCUGGCCACUGGCCGCUCUUUCUACCUUCAGCUGUGUCCCUCAUCCGAUACAAAAGACCUUUUCAUUCACUGGGAGAACCUUGUUUACAUCCUGAAGCCCCCGGUGGAGGCGUACAGCGGUACUCAGGCCCUCCUCGCGGGGGACAGAUUCUGCAUUCCCGGGUUUGAGGAAGAUAGCAACAACACACCGUCAAGGGCCUUUCACUUCUAUAGAAGGGAUCAAGAGCAAGUCAGCAUCAGAUGCCUUCACUUGAACACUGAAUUGUUUAAUUCUGCCUGUGAGAAAGAGGAAUGA
Messenger RNA from Sorex araneus (European shrew), 717 nucleotides. It is a transcript of the gene GARIN6, whose product is annotated as golgi associated RAB2 interactor family member 6. The record is from RefSeq and is a predicted model, not a curated record. The transcript has 2 exons. Gene Ontology annotation, cellular component: nucleus. NCBI's taxonomy places the organism in Eukaryota, Metazoa, Chordata, Mammalia, Eulipotyphla, Soricidae. Bases 1 to 717 code for a protein of 238 amino acids.